Messenger RNA from Owenia fusiformis, 1213 nucleotides. Lineage: Eukaryota; Metazoa; Annelida; Polychaeta; Sabellida; Oweniidae. The record is from the annotation of a GenBank genome assembly.
AUGGCGGACGGGAAAGACAGCAUGUCCUCUUUUUCGCCUGUAGGCAAGAUUCACAAUGAGGACAAUAGACCAGGGUUAUGUGUCAACUGUAGGAUGUUUGAGACCCCAGACUAUUCACACCUCACCAAAAGCUCAAUAUUUGAAGAGAUCUAUGAGCCUGCAGAAGAUACAUUCUUGUUACUAGAUGCCAUUGAAAAGGAUUAUAAAAAUAUAAAAUCAAUCAAACCCCUAGUUUGCCUAGAAGUGGGAUGUGGUAGCGGCAUUGUUAUAACCUUCUUGGCUAAGACAUUUGGCAGCAACUUGUUCUACUUAGCUACUGAUAUUAACCCUAUAGCUGCCAAGGCCACUCGAGAAACUGGGUUACAAAAUGGAGUCAGUAUUGAGGUCUUCAUCUCAAAUCUGGGGGACGCAAUGCUGCCAAGGUUAACUGGUCUCAUUGAUGUUAUUGUGUUUAACCCUCCAUAUGUUGUCACUCCAUCAACAGAGGUUGGUUGUGGGGGUUUAUCUGCCUCUUGGGCUGGGGGCAAGGAUGGGAGAGAAGUCACAGACCAGUUCUUAAAUCUUGUUCCGCAUUUCCUCUCUAAACAAGGCAUCUUAUAUCUUGUUAUCAUCAAAGAGAAUAAACAAGAUGAGAUAGAGUCCAUACUACAGAAACAUGGAUUCAGUAUGGAAAUUAUCAUAUCCAGACGGUCUGGACCUGAGUUCCUGUCUGUCCUCAAGUUCUCGAGAGAAAAUCUGCACACAACGCCUCCUUGAGCUUUAAUCACAUCGGGAGGACCUGUUGGAGUGUAAACAUCGGGUGCAGGAAAUUGUUAAGAGAUUUUGAAAUCUGAAUUCUAAGAAAACUGGAAACCUGGUAACAGUUUCUACUACAGUGGACAUGUAUUGAAAGAACUUGUUUAUAUGUGGCAUUACUGAGCAAACCUAUACAUUGAGUAAAAUGUCUGAAUUAAGAAGUGGGACUAUUCAUUCUUCUCUGCUCGUAUUGAUGCAAUGCAGACAAUGGAACAAUGCAGAGAAAUCCAGGAACAAUCUGCCGUCUGAAUUUCCCAUUUAGCAUUUUCACAUGGACACUUCUUCACAGUGGAAAUCAGGAACCUGAGCACAUUUCCUUGUAGAAAUAACACAACUUCUAAGUGGCAUUUUUACAAACUGAUCAUUUAUUCAAAGUAUAAAAUUAUUUACUCAUCAAAUUGUAAAAUAUCAAACAUGC